CAGGUUCUAGAGUCACAAGAGAUAUCAUCCACUUUCUUCGUCGUCUUCUUCUUCUUCUUCUUUUCUUUUUCAGCUGGAACAUCGUACCUUGCUUCUGCUGCAUCCAUGGAUUGUUUGGUGAUGCCGGUUUCAUUGAUCCGGCGUCGUUCCACUGGUUCUCGUUUGCGUUACAUGGCGCUUCCUAAAGAGGGGUUGUUGGAGGAAGAAUCGGAGAAGAGCGUGACGGUGGUGGUCGGAAAAGAGAAGAGGGUGUUUAUGGUGGAGCCUUUCAUAUUGCAAGAGAGCCCCUUUCGCGUUUUGAUGGAUAUAUCCAUGAAGAAGGACCCUGCGGCGGAGAAGAAGCACUUCCAUUUCACGUCUUCUCAAAGAAGAGUAAUCUUUGUCGAUGUGGAUGACAUUUUGUUCGAGCACAUGUUGUGGCUCAUGCACAAUGAUGCUUCUUCGUUGUUCCAGCUCAAUCUGAAGGAGAUUAUUGACUUCUAUACUCACGAUCUCUGAAUCUCUGUAAUCAAUCACUCAUCAUCUUAAUCACACACUGCCUUUAUCUUUCAUCGCACCACAGCUACUAUACUAUGUUUGUAAAUUUCAGAUACGGGAAAAAUACAGUUUCUAAUGCAUACUAUGUGGUUGAUACGCGAUCCAUGGUUAAUUGUUCCACACCCCACCUUGUUAUUUUGUGUUGAUUGAGACAAAAGAAAUUCCUUUUACAGAA
Messenger RNA from Vigna unguiculata (cowpea), 712 nucleotides. RefSeq lists its product as uncharacterized. Gene Ontology annotation, biological process: response to auxin. NCBI's taxonomy places the organism in Eukaryota, Viridiplantae, Streptophyta, Magnoliopsida, Fabales, Fabaceae. The record is from RefSeq and is a predicted model, not a curated record.